AAGUUCUCCAAAAUCCUCAUGAACGCGGUCCUGUAUAGCUUAUGAUUCAAAGGAAAGUGAAGGAGAAACUGCUCGACAACUCCAAGGAAUCGGACUAGGUUGCUAAUUGUUUCGUUGAACGUGACCAUUCGAGAAAUAAGAGGCUUUGUUUACCGGCGGCUGACGGGCUUAUGCAAUGCGAGAACGGAAUCAAACCGUUUAACAUUUCUGUGGCAAGCCAGUCGGUUGCCAAAUUAUAUCGAAUGAGGACAUUGUUGAAACCAGAUACCUGCCGAGUCACAAGCUCACGGACUAUUGAGCGCAUUAGCACUUGUCACAUCAGUCCAGGCAAGGUCAUCGCUUCUUCCUAUCUUUCUACAUACGGCUUGUAAACACUGAGUCCCGGCGCUCUCCACAUUCUACAAUGGAGAGCCUAAGUGAGCUUCAGAACCCUCUACUGGAUAAGAAUAGCAAGCAUCUGGUCAAGGCUGACUACGGCUAUGGGGGAGACUUCCACAGCAACCAAUAUCAGGAGAACAUUAUAAAUUACUUUGUGACUGGUGGAGGAGGUGGGGGUGUCGGUGGAGGUGGUGUUGGGGUCACAGGAGGAAAUGGCAAGGCGAAAGCCCAGCUACUGGACGCCACCUCACUACACCUAGCAGUGGAGGCAUUUUACAAGCCUAACUUCAUCCUUUACAAGGAUGAUGGGAGCGGCAAGGGAAAGGAUUACAAAAAUGAGUGCUGCGAGACCACAUUCAUGGAGAAGAAAGAGAAGGAAGUAGUGGUGGAGACAGCCACAACAGAGGACCCACAAGCAAAACUCCUGGACGAAAACAAUGUGAAAAUCCAGACGGUCUCUUACGAGGUAGAGGAAGAGGAUUACGUAGAAUAUGAGACAGAUUGCUCCAGUGACAGUGAAAGUGAGGACAACUUUAUUGUUAUCCCUCCUCGUGAUCACCUGGGCCUUGCUAUCUUCUCCAUGCUCUGCUGCUUCUGGCCUCUGGGCAUUGCCGCUUUCUACUUUUCUCAAGGGACCAGCAAAGCCGUGACUAAGGGAGACUUCCCACUGGCUAACAUUGCCUCCAGACGAGCCCUGUUCCUGGCCGCACUCUCCAUCACCAUUGGAACAGGGGUGUACGUGGGCGUGGUGGUGGCCCUCAUUGCAUAUCUGUCCAAACCAGGCCACAUAUAGCAGGGCCAGAAAGGAAACCACAGGACUUCAUGAUAAUACCGCCUCCGAACGUCUUUUCUAAAUGUCUCUCUCAUCUUCAUCCCUCCCCGUGGACUGCCUGUCCGCCCAAAUUAGAGAAAGGGAUGAAGCAGAAGACGAUGAACCCAGAAGAACUGUGGACUUUAUCAUCUCAGUGAUUAUAUAUAAAUGUCACCUUGUGUCACACAACAGCAGUUGCCCCAUUGGAUAAAACUUUAACUUAAGUAUUGCUUAAGUCUGAGAGCAGUUCAGGUGAAGAAUACAAACUAGAGAAACAAAUAAGAAAUCAAAUUCACAAAAACCAAAGGGAAGAUAUUCCAAAGGACACCCAUAAGGAUCAAAAGAGACUAAGCGCCCUUGGAUUAGUUUUUUCCCUUUCCAGCUGUGAUUCAUUCCGAACCUGAAAGAGAACUCAAGCCGUUCUCUGUUCCUCUGUCAUUAUUUACUUAGUUCGUUAAACCCAGUAAGAGUGUAUGGCUCAAUUAAACCAGCGCUGCUGAAAACACACUGCGAUCUCUGCUGUUCACGAAAGAGCUCUGUUAAAACAUAUUAUACAACAGGUGACUGCUAUGUUUCCUUAUAUAUUUGGAAAAAAUGACAGAGCCUUGUAUGUUAUAACAAGCUGAGGUAGAGUCCACUCUCAAACCUAAGUGCUUAUGGUUAUACAGAACUACAGAAAUAAGAAAUAGCUGUCAAAGACAAUGCAGUCCACCUCUGUGAAUUCAAAUUAAUCUAUGAAAUUCAGCUCCACUUACACACAAACUAUGCUGAUCUCUGUGCAGUUUCCUCUUGUUAGGGCUCUAUGCUUUGUGUUGUAAAUUCAUGUCUUUUUUCUUUUUGUAAGUUUAUGUCAUGGUAGAAGAAAAGCCAUCACGUAAACACUGGUGCUGAGAAUUCUGAACAGUAUAUAACAUGAAGAACAAGAAGCAUUUAUUUUAGAUCAGUAAGUAUAUUUGUUUGACUUAAGCAUUAUUUAAUGAUGUUCCCUAUCUGUCACUCACUUGAUCUUAUGUCGAUGUAGUGACACUAGGGGUCACACUUGGG
Messenger RNA from Myxocyprinus asiaticus (Chinese sucker), 2233 nucleotides. Its product is annotated as synapse differentiation-inducing gene protein 1-like. The transcript has 5 exons. Gene Ontology annotation, cellular component: membrane; intracellular membrane-bounded organelle. NCBI's taxonomy places the organism in Eukaryota, Metazoa, Chordata, Actinopteri, Cypriniformes, Catostomidae. The coding region runs from base 404 to 1171 and encodes 255 amino acids. The record is from RefSeq and is a predicted model, not a curated record.